Thyridium curvatum is the source of this 2031-nucleotide messenger RNA. RefSeq lists its product as uncharacterized. Lineage: Eukaryota; Fungi; Ascomycota; Sordariomycetes; Thyridiales; Thyridiaceae. The coding region runs from base 1 to 2031 and encodes 676 amino acids. The record is from RefSeq and is a predicted model, not a curated record. The transcript has 4 exons.
AUGAUCCGAGUUCAAACCUGCCCCUGGCCCGAGCUUACCAAUAUUGUUCAUGAGCAGUCUGAUAAGGCCUCUCUAACGGAGAAGCCUUUUGUCUGGAGGAUGCACCAACAGCCAGAGAGGAAGUACCAGCUCUUCCCCAAGGAGAAGCAGGCAGUGCCUGCCGCGGGUAAAGGGCUGGACCCGGAGCAGGCCUUUGCGUUGGCCAUGGGACAGAACGGAGAGAAGACGGACAAGCCGCCAGCUGGGAAUGGCCUCCGACUACGAAUCAAGGAACACAAUCUGAUCAGGCGAAGGAAGGUCAGCGUACCGGAGCUGGGACCGAUGACCACCGUCCAGGAGGUCGCCAUGGAUUCUCCAACCAUUCCCGGUCGACCACCACUGCACGAGCGAUCCAUCAGUGCUCCCGGCCACAGCUGGAGACUGAACCACCUGGCUGACUGCGUGGCUGAUAUCCCUCCAGCCCACGACGAGAACGCGGAGCUCACCAUGCCCGACGUGUGCGAGUCCCCGUCCAUCUUCCGCCAGCCCUUGUCGCCCAAGAGCCUGGCUCCCCUCAUCAUCCCCUCGCUGAGCUCGACCGUGCCACGCCUGACGAGGCAGCUGUCUCUCAACCGCCUCCGCUCCGGGAGCACGCCCGUCGAACCUACCGCUCGGUCCGCGCAGACAGACGACUCGCCCAUGACCACCAAGACACCCUUCACCCCUCUCUCCGCGGCGACGCAGCUUACCACGCCGAGGUCGGCAACGACGGCGGCCAUGAUCGCGUCCAGUGUGGCAACGCCCAUCUCAGCACCCGCCGGAUCUCGAUCCUCUCCGCAGCCAUGGGGAGAGCCCAACCACGCCGUUAAAGACGCGGCAGCCGACCCCAACGCAACCCCAAGGGCAGAGCCCGAGUCGAGGAUCGCCCUGAGCCACAGGAGGGGCCAGUCCGACUCCGGAAGCAUCAUGGAGCGAGGCCGUCCGAGGAAGCGGAGCGAGGGCAAGGAGAGCGGCACCAUCCUCAAGCGAUCCGUCUCCAAGAGAAGCAAGAGCACUGAGCGAAGGGCCUUCGAGACGCUACCCAAGGGCUGGAAGGCGAGCGAGGCAGCCAACAUGCUGAACAAGACGGAGCUCGGAGCUCUGCAGAAGCAAGCCAUGCAACAGGCAGCCAGGUUCGAGGUCCUCAGGAAGGAGGACGUGGACCGGCUUUCAAUGGAGCUGCGCAACCUCGAUGAGCGCACCGAGUACCUUCGUCGUACUUACACUUCGCUCCGUGCCGGACGCCGCAACCUGCACUCCAGGAUCUGCACCUACCUCCGCUCGCCCCGCGUGGCCAAGUUCAGCCACGACUCGAUGCUGAAGCAGGAGGAAGCUCUCGCCGAGCUGGAUGCCUCCAUCGACGACUGGGUCACCAAGCUCGAGCAGGCCGAGAACCGCCGCACGCGAGUCCGCCAGAAGCUCCUCGAGCACGUCGCUGCCGCCGCCACGCUGCCCUCUCCCACCGGCAGCGUGGUCGGUGUCAGCGAGAGCCUGCAGAUGGCCAUGGGCAUCAAGCAGCCCGCCAUGCCCAACGGCACCGCCAACAUCUCGACGCCGCCUCGCAGCCCGGCCAAGACGACCUUCACCUGCAGCUCCGCCUCCCAGUCGGGCUCGCCCUCCCCCCAGCGCGUCGUCGCCCAGGUCCCCUCCACCAUCUUCGAGCAGCCCCUCGGGGAGGAGGCCGCCAGCAAGGACGCCCUCCCUCGCCGGGUCGACGUCGAGAGCAUCCGCAUCUACGCCGGCGACGACGUCUACGCCCUCCUUGCCGACGUCGAAAACGAGAUCACCAAGAUGAGCAACGGCGACAACGCGUUGUCCCCCAAGGAUGCCAAGGUCUCGGACGACGAGCGCAAGCAGAUCCACCGCGAGAAGAGCCAGGAGAUCCUCAACGGAGCCGCCAAUAACAAGAGCAAACCAGCCUCCGCGCCCGUGUCUCCCAAGGGCUCGCCCACCCGCAAGAACACCGCCGUUGAGGGAGAGAUGCUGCUCACCGCAGCCGUCUUCCGACCCUGA